Aspergillus welwitschiae is the source of this 1048-nucleotide messenger RNA. RefSeq lists its product as uncharacterized. The record is from RefSeq and is a predicted model, not a curated record. The coding region runs from base 264 to 530 and encodes 88 amino acids. NCBI's taxonomy places the organism in Eukaryota, Fungi, Ascomycota, Eurotiomycetes, Eurotiales, Aspergillaceae. The transcript has a single exon.
UUGCUGAUAUGGGUCAAAAUGUUCCAGGCAAUUUGUUUAAUAUCCUCUUCUUACCUGUUGAAUAAUUCCGGUUCAGUUAAAUUGCGGCCUAUUGUUGAUUUUCUUAUCCUAUUACCUUUUUCACAAGCCCAAUCUGUCAAUUUGAUUUGCCAUUUGUUUCCUCUCCGAGGAUUUUAGCCCCAUCUGCCUGCCUGUUUUUCUUCGUUCGCGGGACAUCCAGUCAAUAUUACGGAAUACGCGACUCGAUCUGGUUACAUUCCGGUAUGAGAACGACCGAUCUGACUUGCUGCUGUCAGCCUUGUUUCCACAUCUCAGAGGCGCCACUCAACGAAUGGCACCCCUCCCGAGGCCCCCCAUCAAUCAAGAUCAACUACCACACAUACACACAAAGACCAGUGAAAUUUGAGGUAUUCCGUACGCCCCAACGAAUUCGAAUUUGGUUGAUUGCUUUUUUCCUAUAUUUCCUUUAUAGUUAUUUUUAUCGUAUUCUUUUUUCCUUUGCUCUCUUCGGGAUGACGAGGGUUUGGUAGUUUGCGAGUUGAUGCUGUCACUAACCGUCCAAUCCUAUCCAUCCCUCAUCGGCCCGGUUCAAAUAAACUUGAGACAGCCUAACGGUGUCCGGUCGAGUGAGUUAUUACUCACCCUUCCCAUGCGGAUGAUGUUGCUGCUGAUGAUGCCGCUGAAAGGAGGGUAAUGACAGUGUAACCCCAGCUCUUGGGCUGGAAAGCGGCCGAUCAAUCAUUGGCACUUCGGUGGGCUCCUGAUCCUGCCGCUUCCCGGCGACUAGCUUCCUGCAUCAUGCUUCCCAAGACACCUUCAUACGUUGAGAGGUGAUGAACCUACUCCUACCCUUGGGCGAUCGAAUUCAUCCUUGAAGCCAAGUGCGGUGACCAAGGUCAGGAGGAGCCGGUACGCCCCGGAUGGGCCGACGGGGCCGUGGCCACAACACCACUUUAUUAUUGUAAGGAAGGGUCAUGAUUUGAUUCUCAUUGAUGGGGCGCGGCCCAAGGUUUCUUUCUCUCUUUCUCUCUCUCUCUCUCUCUCUCUC